GGACAGACGCUUCCUUGGUGGUUGGUGGUUGGUGUGCUGCUUUACCGUCGGCAUGUUCAUGCUCUGGUUCAUGACAGAAGAACAAUGAUCGACGAGGAAUGCUCGAGGAGGUCUACUGGCCCGUCAGUGGGUGGAAGAUUUGGUUUACCCUGUACAGACGGCCAAGGAGGGUGGAGUAAAGUGCGUCGAACACUCAACAACAGGUAGUUAGCAAGCAGUCAUUACGAACUAACUAGCUAUCCCAGAUUGAUUCUAAGCCCUCUCCCUCUCCCCGUGUUCUCAAUGAAUUGGAUCACCAAUGCCUUUUUGAGCCUCUUUUAUUUGGGAGUGUUCGGUCCGGAAUCUUCCGAGCAACAUGCUCGUCUACUUGAACCGCCAUCCAGAGCUUCCAUGUGGAGGGUGGGAUUUCCCAAUCCCAGGGAUGAAGAUGACAACCAAGGCUAUUGUGGAGGUUUCGGCGUUCAAUACCACAAGAACAAUGGGAAAUGUGGCAUUUGCGGGGACCGCUGGGACGACGAGCCACGUCAACAUGAGGCUCCCCAUGGGAUCUUCGCCAACGGCUUGAUCACCCGCCGCUACAAGCAGGGCUACAUCAUCCCCGUGGUAGUGGACGUGACAGCUAACCACAACGGACAUUUCGAGUUCAAACUCUGUCCCAACGAUAACAUCUUCCGGGACCCGACUCAGGCUUGCUUCGACCAAUUCCCACUGCGAACCUCGGAAGGAUACAAGUAUCCCAUUUUUGGAUCCGAUGGGAUCGGCUACCAACAAUUGUAUGUGGAACUGCCUCUGACCGUGACGUGUGAGCAAUGCAUCCUCCAAUGGACCUACGUAGCCGGGAACAAUUGGGGCACUUGCGACAAUGGCACAUCCGGCGUGGGCUGUGGACCCCAGGAGCAUUUCCGCUCUUGCGCCGAUAUUCAAAUCCAGCCUCGGCCUCUGUUGACGCAAUUCCUCAAGCCCAAUGGCGACUCCUCUUCGGUUGAGUUGAGCGCUAAAGACAACCUGGGCUUCGAUCGCAACGUGUUCCCCGAGGAUCAAGAGGCGGCCUUGAGACGGAAGAAGCUUUAUCUCCAAACCAUCUUGGCCAAAGUUAAGGAGAUGAUCCUGGUCACCGAGCAAAGUGAGUCCAAGAACGACCAAGACUUGGGCAUGGAAAAGGGCUUAGAGAAAAUGAGAGAGGAGGAACUGCAAGAAAAGAUCUUUGCUCCCGCCAACGACCAUCAAAACGACCUGGACUAUGGUCCAGUGGACAAUGAUGCCGCCCAUUGGGAUGAUGGCGAUCCCAAUCCGUGGUGGGCCAAGAUCAUUUCAAACAAGCACUAGGAUGGAUCAUUUUUA
Tigriopus californicus is the source of this 1341-nucleotide messenger RNA. RefSeq lists its product as uncharacterized. Bases 283 to 1326 code for a protein of 347 amino acids. The record is from RefSeq and is a predicted model, not a curated record. Lineage: Eukaryota; Metazoa; Arthropoda; Copepoda; Harpacticoida; Harpacticidae. The transcript is spliced from 2 exons.